AUGUCUUCAGUUCAGAAUCUUAGAGAGUUUAUCAAGGAGAGAUUAACUUCUGCUGCAGAAGAAAUCUUCUCAGAGUUUGAAAAAACGAUCGUCCGCUCCAGUCUCAACCAGGAGGACCCAGAGCCUCUACAGACUAAAGAGGAACAGGAGAAAAUCUCCACCAAUCAGGAAGGAGAGCAGCUUGCACUGAAGCAGGAGGAUGAAGGGAUUAAUGUCUGGACCGGAGAACAGCUGGAUUUGUUGUGGAAACCUGGAUCACGGCUGACCAGAUUUGGUCUGGAUGAUCAGCAGUUCUGUGACCAUGAGAGGAGCUCCAGUCUCAACCAGGAGGACCCAGAGCCUCUACAGACUAAAGAGGAACAGGAGAAAAUCUCCACCAAUCAGGAAGGAGAGCAGCUUGCACUGAAGCAGGAGGAUGAAGGGAUUAAUGUCUGGACCGGAGAACAGCUGGAUUUGUUGUGGAAACCUGGAUCACGGCUGACCAGAUUUGGUCUGGAUGAUCAGCAGUUCUGUGACCAGGAGAGGAGCUCCAGUCUCAACCAGGAGGACCCAGAGCCUCUACAGACUAAAGAGGAACAGGAGGAAAUCUCCACCAAUCAGGAAGGAGAGCAGCUUGCACUGAAGCAGGAGGAUGAAGGGAUUAAUGUCUGGACCGGAGAACAGCUGGAUUUGUUGUGGAAACCUGGAUCACGGCUGACCAGAUUUGAUCUCCCACAGCAACAUGAUUGUAAGGAAAAUGAGGAUCUGGAUGACCCGCAGGUCUGUAGCCAGGAAAGGAACUCCAGUCUGGACCAGCAGAACACAGAUCCUCCACAGACUAAAGAGGAACAGGAGGAAAUCUCCACCAAUCAGGAAGGAGAGCAGCUUGCACUGAAGCAGGAAACCAAAGGCAUCAUCAUCUGGACCGGGCAGGAGCUGGGCAUCAUGUGGAACCCUGAAGUAAAGUUGCACAGAAUAGAUUUUCCACAACAUGACUGUAAGGAUGUGGAGGGGCUCACAAAUCAGCAGGUCUGUAACCAGGAGAAGAACUCCAGUUUAGACCAGGAGGAUCCUUCACAGAUUAAAGGGAACAGGAGGAACUCAGUACCACUGAAGAGGAAAAACCGCUUGUACUAA
Maylandia zebra (zebra mbuna) is the source of this 1116-nucleotide messenger RNA. The record is from RefSeq and is a predicted model, not a curated record. NCBI's taxonomy places the organism in Eukaryota, Metazoa, Chordata, Actinopteri, Cichliformes, Cichlidae.